AUUAUAUACAAAAUCAGUAACGAAAACACGGACGCGAAAAUCAACUAAUUAAAUCCACUUUCCAUCACCCUCUCGCGUCCGAUCUCCUCUCUACUCAUCCAAACAAAACACAACAAAGUCAACUCAUCUGUCGGAAAAAUAAAAAUUGCAUGUUCCUAAGAUAUGACUAUGACGACGGAGGAGAAACCAGCUUCCGAUGGCAGAGGAGGUUGGGGUUUCUUCAAGAUCCCGUUUCGAAACUCUAGCGGUCGAGGAAACAACGCAGCAUCAAGUGCCGCCACGUCUCCGUUUCCAUCGUCUUCUUCUUCUUCUACUACAUCUUCUCAUCUCCAUAACCACCAUCAUCAUCACCAGCAUCAUCAUCAGAUUGGUUAUAACGGGCCUCAUGGUGAUGGAUCGGGUCAAAAUCAGCAACCGACUCCUUCUCCUUCGGUAUCAUCUGUUGCUAAGUCGUUUCUGCCUACGAAAAGGAGAUUGAAGCUUGAUCCGUCGGAGAAACUCUAUUUUCCUUAUGAGCCUGGGAAGCAAGUGAGGAGUGCUAUUAAGAUUAAAAAUACCAGCAAAUCACAUGUAGCCUUCAAGUUUCAAACAACUGCACCGAAGAGUUGCUUCAUGCGUCCACCAGGUGCUAUUCUUGCUCCUGGAGAGACUAUUAUCGCCACUGUGUUCAAAUUCGUUGAGCCUCCUGAGAAUAAUGAGAAGCCAAUGGAUCAAAGGAGCAGAGUCAAGUUUAAAAUCAUGAGCUUGAAGGUGAAAGGUCCAAUGGACUAUGUGCCUGAGCUGGUAUGUUCAUCUUAUGAUAUAUCCUAUGAACUGGAUAACGGUAGUAACAACAUGUCAGUAGUCAGUACCCAGUUGGAACAUAUGAUUUUUAAUCCCUCUCUAAAACAUUACAAGUGUAAAGAUUUCCAGCCUACUUUCUAGGCACAGAAAUGUAAACAAAGCACUUGUGAUAUUGUUUGUCAUGUUCUUACAUUUCCAAGGCUCUAUUGAAUCUUUUUUUUUUAAUCUAAAAGAAAUAUCUGUUGCUUUUGCUUUUGUUUUUCACAGUUUGAUGAACAAAAGGAAGAUGUAUCUAAGGAGCAAAUAUUGCGUGUGAUUUUCCUGGAUCCAGAGCGCCCCAACCCUGCACUGGAGAAACUGAAGCGUCAGCUAGCAGAAGCAGAUGCAGCAGUGGAAGCAAGAAAGAAACCACCAGAGGAAACAGGUCCAAAGAUGAUUGGAGAAGGGCUUGUAAUCGAUGAAUGGAAGGAGCGCCGAGAGAGAUAUCUUGCACAGCAACAAGGCGAAGCAGUUGACUCUGUCUAAGAACAAGUGAAGAAGAAGAGACCAAGAUAUUAAAUUUCUCUACUAACUUCCCCAUUCAUAAUGCAACCCUAAGAUCAUGUUGGUAAAAAAAAAACUGAAACUUUUUCAUGUAAAAAGAAAAAACUUUGGGUGGUUUACUGGUUUGUUAAUGAAAUGUUCAUGUUAAGAGUAAGACUAAUAAAAAGUGACAGAGAGGAGGUAGAAUCAACCUGGC
Eruca vesicaria subsp. sativa (arugula) is the source of this 1522-nucleotide messenger RNA. Lineage: Eukaryota; Viridiplantae; Streptophyta; Magnoliopsida; Brassicales; Brassicaceae. The record is from the annotation of a GenBank genome assembly.